Cololabis saira (Pacific saury) is the source of this 4193-nucleotide messenger RNA. It is a transcript of the gene brms1, whose product is annotated as BRMS1 transcriptional repressor and anoikis regulator. Gene Ontology annotation, biological process: negative regulation of transcription by RNA polymerase II. The transcript has 10 exons. Gene Ontology annotation, molecular function: histone deacetylase binding. Lineage: Eukaryota; Metazoa; Chordata; Actinopteri; Beloniformes; Belonidae. Gene Ontology annotation, cellular component: Sin3-type complex. The record is from RefSeq and is a predicted model, not a curated record. Bases 3086 to 3919 code for a protein of 277 amino acids.
CUGUUUGCUGUUGCGUGGAAGUGAAAGGCUGAUUAUUUAGUUUACAAGCAGCAUCGCACUGAUCAUUAUUGGUUAAUCCGUCAGCAGUCCAGUAGCUCAUCAGAAAUACACUCCAGUGUCUUUAAUGAUGUUCAGAUGGAUCAUUUAGUGGGUUUUUUAUCAAUCACAAGACCUAUUUGGAGAAAGAUGCCUGUCAGCAGAGAAGUUUGAAUGUGAUGAAUGUGAUUGUUAGCUUGUGUCACACUUGACUUCACUGUGGUCCGCUCUGCUGCUCAUUUCAAACUCAAAUAAGACACGGUCACAACUUAAUGUUUGGAGAACUGUUACAUUAAAUGUGCGUUUAAUACCAAUGUUUAACGCUCAUUUAAGCGUAAGUACCGCUUUUAUUUUCGUUAUAGUUUACCAUUUUACUCUGACAUCACGGAAGCUACCAGAGGUCAAGUUUGGGGGAAUAACGACGCACUUCCUGUAGGAAAACAAAAUAAAAGCACUAAAAAAAACUUUCAUCUAAAUUUGGUUGCAAUGUUGACGUUAUUAUUGCAUUCAUAUGGUUUUAUAAUUCGGUUUGUGAUGCUUUGUAAGGCAAUUAAGUUUAUUUUUCCUUUUUCUUUAGAAUAUUAUGUAGAAAAACAGACCAACUUCCGGUCAAGAGCUAUAUUUGUGUAAACGGCUUUACAAAGAUGAUGGAAGCCUUUCAUUUCUGCUCCAUAUGAAUUCACCUGAGUGUUUCUUUCUUUCUAUAUAUACAUGUUUGUGUGUGUGUGUGUGUGUGUGUGUGUAUGUAUAUAUAUAUGUGUGUGCGUGUGUGUUUCUGUAUGUGUAUGUAUAUACAGUGGGGAGAACAAGUAUUUGAUACACUGCCGAUUUUGCAGGUUUUCCCACUUGAAAAGCAUGUAGAAGUCUGUUUUAUCAUAGGUACUCUUCAACUGUGAGUGAUGGAAUCUAAAAAAAAAAAAAUCCAGAAAAUCACAUUGUAUGAUUUUUAAGUAAUUAAUUUGCAUUUUAUUGCAUGACAUAAGUAUUUGAUACAUCAGAAAAACAGAACUUAAUAUUUGGUACAGAAACCUUUGUUUGCAAUUACAGAGAUCAGACGUUUCCUGUAGUUCUUGACCAGGUUUGCACACACUGCAGCAGGGAUUUUGGCCCACUCCUCCAUACAGAUCUUCUCCAGAUCCUUCAGGUUUCGGGGCUGUCGCUGGGCAAUACGGACUUUCAGCUCCCUCCAAAGAUUUUCUAUUGGGUUCAGGUCUGGAGACUGGCUAGGCCACUCCAGGACCUUGAAAUGCUUCUUACGGAGCCGCUCCUUAGUUGCCCUGGCUGUGUGUUUCGGGUCGUUGUCAUGCUGGAAGACCCAGCCACGACCCAUCUUCAAUGCUCUUACUGAGGGAAGGAGGUUGUUGGCCAAGAUCUCGCGAUACAUGGCCCCAUCCCUCCUCCCCUCAAUACGGUGCAGUCGUCCUGUCCCCUUUGCAGAAAAGCAUCCCCAAAGAAUGAUGUUUCCACCUCCAUGCUUCACGGUUGGGAUGGUGUUCUUGGGGUUGUACUCAUCCUUCUUCUUCCUCCAAACACGGCAAAUGGAGUUUAGACCAAAAAGCUCUAUUUUAGUCUCAUCAGACCACAUGACCUUCUCCCAUUCCUCCUCUGGAUCAUCCAGAUGGUCAUUGGUAAACUUCAGACGGGCCUUGACAUGCACUGGCUUGAGCAGGGGGACCUUGCGUGCGCUGCAGGAUUUUAAUCCAUGACGGCGUAGUGUGUUACUUAGGGCUGUUCGAUUUUGCCCAAAAAUAAAAUCUCGAUUUUUUUUCUCUCAAAAUCCGAUUACGAUUAUUUUGUGAAUUGACAAAAGGCAAAGAAAUGAUUUCAAAUUAGGGAUGGGCGGUAUGGAUUAAAAAAAUGUAUCACGAUAAUUUCUGGCAUUUAUCCCGAUAAUGAUAAAAAUGACGAUAAAAAAAAAUACCAAUUCAACUCCAUCUUUUUAACUAUAAAUCUAUCUCGCUCUCAGAUCCGCCAUGUUUGUUACACAAAAACGUCAUCAACGGGAAUUUAUCUUUCUUUCUUUCUUUCUUUCUUUCUAUCAGGCUCAUUUCCUUCCUUUUUCCCUUCCUUCCUUCUUCCCUUCCUCUUUUCUCCCUUCCUUCUCCCCUUUCCUUCCUUCCUUCCUUCUUUUUUCCCUUCCUUCCUUCUUUCCUUGUUUUCUUCCUUCCUUCACGUACAUUGUGUGUGGAUUUAACGCAGAACCAUAAAUCCGGCUUUACACAAAAACGUCAUCAACGGGAAUUGAUCGUUUUUACCGCGAGAUGACAAAUUUUUACCGUGGGGAAUUUCUUUGACGGUUUAUCGUGAACGGUAAAAUAUCGCCCAUUCCUAUUUCAAAUAUGCUGUUUUUUUAUUGAACAUUUGACCCAUUGGGCUUUAAGUGCAAACUUUGCUCUUAUUAAACCAAAAAUGAAUGAAUAAAGUGCAAAACUCUGUAAAAUAAGUUGAAAAAAAGUUUUAAAAAAUAUAAAAAAAUAUAAAGUUUUAUCUCUAAAAAAAAAAAUCAGCAAAUCAGCAGUUGCAAACAUACAGUAAGUUAUAUUUCCAGUUAAAUAAAACAAGACAUUUUCUAAUUAAACUAAACUGCGUCUUUGCUUGCUAAAUAAUAAUGCAACCCAUGAAGGAGGUAGAGGUGUGUAAUGUCAGUCAUUACAUUUGCUAUUCACAUUUGCAAGUUUUUUGCAAGGAACACGAGCCGGUCUACCACAUCUGGCUUGAGGGAUGCCCGGUGGCAUGUUACAACGCCCCCUCCUACACUAAAGAGCCUCUCCGAUUCGAUCAUUAAUAUGUGUGCAGACAAGGUAAAAAAAAAAGAAGAAGAAAAAAAAAGUGAAAAAUCGAUUUUACGAUUUUCACGUUUUAACAUCGUUCUAAUUACAUAAUCGCGAUUACGAUUUAAAAACGAUUAAUUGAACAGCCCUAGUGUUACUAAUGGUUUUCUUUGAGACUGUGGUCCCAGCUCUCUUCAGGUCAUUGACCAGGUCCUGCCGUGUAGUUCUGGGCUGAUCCCUCACCUUCCUCAUGAUCAUUGAAGCCCCACCAGCCUGCCAUGCCCGCCCAGCCCCCUGUGAGGGAGCCGGAGGAGGAGAUGGAAGCUAAAGGAGAGUCACAGCUCCCUGAGGCCAACGGGCAGGUGGAGGACCCAAAAGAGAAGGAAAGAACAGGGGGUGGGGGAGGAGAGGAGAUGAUGGAGGAGAGUAUGGAGGAGAGGGACAGUGACUUGGACGACAGUGAAGAGGAGGAAGAAGAAGAAGAAGAGGAGGAGGAAGAAGAAGAGAGUUCAGAGAUGGAUGAUGAAGACUGCGAGCGGAGGAGGGGAGAAUGUCUAGACGAGAUGAUGGAUCUGGAGAAACAGUUUCAGGACCUGAAAGAGAAGCUGUUUCGGGAGCGCCUGAGUCAGGUGAAGGUGAAGCUGGACGAGGUGCUGACGGGGAAGGCUGGAGAAUACAGAGAACCGCUGGCUGCACUACAGAGCAACAUGCAGAUACGAACGCAAGUAGCUGGAGUGUACAGAGAAUUGUGUCUGCAGGUGAUCAAACACAAGCAUGAAUGUGAAGUGCAAGGAGCAAAGCAGCAUCUGGAGAGUGAGCGGACGUUGCUGCUUGAUGCCAUGAAGUCGGAGCUCCUUGAAAAGAUAAGGAGACUGGAGGAGGAUAGGCAGAACGUAGACCUCACUUCAGAAUGGAGUGAUGAAAUGAGAGGCAAGAAGUGUAAAAGAAAGACCAUUCUGGGUCAUUCAGAGAGAAAGAAGAAAGUAGCUUUGGUUUCAGGCCCUUUCAUCGUCUACAUGUUGAGAGACAUCGACAUCCUCGAAGACUGGACUGCCAUCAAGAAGGCAAAAUCAGCACUGUCACCAUUAAAAAAGAAAGCAGAGAAGCGGUGAUGACGGGAGGAUCCACGCAGGAAAAAAAAAAAACACUUACCAACUUUGCAGUUCCUACUUCUACUCACAGUUCAGGUUUCGUCUUUGACUGAAACUCAACAGACUAUUGAGGAUUAUUUUAUUUUAGUUUUUUGUAGCGCCUUGAACCCCCCCACUCCCCGACACCCUGUUGCUUAUUUGUUGCUAUUUAAAAUACAUUCUUAAUGAUAUGACAACCGUGUAUUUAUAGAAUGAUUUAUAAUGCUAAUUAAAGUUUUUAUCUUUUAUGAUACAA